AUGUACAAGAGGUGGCACCGCUGGUCGACUGGUCUAUGGAACGGCAAAUCCUUUGCCUCAGUUCCAGAGAUGGCAGGCAACAACAAUCUUUUCUGUUCGACAUUUGUCCACAAUGACCAAGAGAUGUACAUGAAAAUUAGUUUAGUCGAUGAAACUAUGGUUACUCGUAAUGUACUAGACAUCUCGGGUCAAUCAAAACUGUUCAUCUGGUCAGAGAGUUCACAGGAUUGGACAGUGAUCUAUUCCCAACCGAAAGAUCAAUGUGAUGUCUAUGCAAUAUGUGGACCUUUCACAAUCUGCAAUGUUAAUGUGUUUCCACAUUGCACUUGCAUGGAGGGCUUCAUCAUAGCAUCCCCUGAGGAUUGGGAUCUAGAAGAUCGAACCUCUGGGUGCUCAAGAAAUACUCCUUUGGACUGCAUUAGCAACAAAAGCACAACACAAACCACAGACAAGUUCUACCCUGUACCAUGUGUUAAGUUGCCCCAGAAUGCCCAAGAAGUAGAAGUUGCUGCAAGCGCGAGCGAGUGUGAACAACGUGCAACAAAUAAAUUCACAGGAAAGUUGGGGGAAGGCAGUUUUGGUGCUGUAUUCAAAGGGUUUAUAGAUGACUCAAUUGCUGUAGCAGUGAAGAGGCUUGACGGUGCUUAUCAAGGAGAGAAGCAAUUCAGAGCAGAAGUGAGCUCGAUUGGAACUAUCCAACACAUCAAUUUAGUUAAGCUUGUUGGUUUCUGUUGUGAGGGUUCUAAGAGGUUGCUUGUUUAUGAAUACAUGUCAAAUAGCUCUCUUGAUGUCCAUCUAUUUCGAAUCAAUCAUACACCGUUGAAUUGGACUGCAAGGUAUCAGAUAGCACAAGGAGUUGCCAGAGGGCUAGCCUACUUGCAUGAGAGUUGUAGAGACUGCAUAAUACACUGUGAUAUUAAGCCAGAAAACAUACUUCUUGAUGAUUCAUUUAUUCCAAAAAUUGCAGACUUCGGCAUGGCAAAGCUUUUGGGAAGGGGGUUUAGCCGAGUACUAACUACAGUGAGGGGAACUGUAGGGUACCUUGCACCUGAAUGGAUUGCCGGUGUUGCUAUUACACCAAAAGUAGAUGUUUAUAGCUACGGGAUGGUGUUGCUGGAAAUAAUAUCUGGAAAGAGGAACUCGUGCACUUCCAGUUCUAGUGGUGGCAACCUUGAUGUUUUUUUCCCCGUGCAUGCCGCACGCAAGCUUCUUGAGGGAGAUGCUGGAAGUUUGGUAGAUCAUAUGCUACAUGGUAAUGUCAAUCUGGAUGAGGCUGAACUGGCUUGCAAGGUUGCAUGUUGGUGCAUCCAAGAUGAUGAGCUUGAUCGACCGACAAUGGGACAGGUAGUUCAGAUUCUCGAAGGGCGAGUUGAGAUCGGGAUGCCCACAAUACCAAGACUGCUUGAAGCUAUGGCUGGGAGCACGCACUCACCGUGA
This is a messenger RNA of Lolium rigidum, 1437 nucleotides long. Its product is annotated as G-type lectin S-receptor-like serine/threonine-protein kinase At2g19130. Bases 1 to 1437 code for a protein of 478 amino acids. Gene Ontology annotation, molecular function: protein kinase activity; ATP binding. Lineage: Eukaryota; Viridiplantae; Streptophyta; Magnoliopsida; Poales; Poaceae. Gene Ontology annotation, biological process: recognition of pollen; protein phosphorylation. The transcript has 2 exons. The record is from RefSeq and is a predicted model, not a curated record.